AUAAGUAAACCAAAUAACAGUGGUACUGUUUUUAGCAUAGGAAAUUCAUUAAUGAAUAUAGUAUUUUUUUCUGUGAAAGGGAAUAGGCAAUUCAUACACAAUUACACUAAUUCAAAACAACAAACUGAGUAAGGUUAUUUUACAUAAACAUUUACUUUUUAUGUCUGCUGUGUCACGUGGUUUUGGUAGUAACUAUGGAAAUCCCAACGCAAUAGGCUAUCAGCUUCCGUUUUUUUUUAAUUACUUUUAUUCAUUUAAAUUAUGGCCGUAACUGUAGUGUUAAGCUUCUUAAACGGCCUAAAAUGACAUUAUAGUUCGUUUUGACAUCUGAAAGUGGAGAUGAAGCCUUAUACCGGCGUCGUUAGACCUAAACUGAUGUCACUGCCAACCGAAGCUCCUCUGAUAAUACACAACAUUACAGACGCGCGACACAGGUAUCCUUCAAACUCGUUUUUAUACAGUCUAUGUUUAAACUACAUCUCCAUUCCUCCCGUGUCUGGAUGCUCCACCGCUGCUCAAUCCACACUGAAUGUCUUCUCAGCAAAACAGAAAUACCCAUCCAGUCCGAGCGUUGUAGAUUCAAGGGAUCUAAAGCCUCACAGUGUCAGCUCUAUUACUGAAGGGCCUCUGCUUCCAUUGGUAGCUAAAAAUCGCUCAGUAGUCACCAACCUUUCCUCACGAAACCAUGUGUCUGAUAUUUCUGACCGUCAUUUCUUAUUUGAUAAACGAUGGAGAAAUGGAACUUACACCACUAAUGGUAUUGAAGAUGAUGUUCUGAUGAACCACAACCCUACAAAUCCACUCUUCCAGGAGUUCCAUGUUUAUCGCUCUCAUAAUUUAACCAGAUUUGCCCACCGAAAAGAACUCUGCCCGCGCGACCCAAAGCCACUUUUUUGCGGGUCUGAUUAUCUGACUUCAUUUCCGUCCGUUCUGUUACCAGCCACUACCCCAUCUAUCAGUGGACGACUCUGUUUAUCACAAAACUAUAAAAACGGAUUAAGGAUGAAAAACAAAGCGCAUAAUCUCUUCUCUGAUGGUGCUGACAACAAAACCUGUGGGCCGGUGAUUGUUUUUCAGGCCAGUCGUACCCUGAUCCACAUCUGGGUGCCUCGGGAUCUUUUGUUCAGAGGCUCACUGAGAUUUCUUCUCUGGAAGCAGAGACAGUCCGGCAGGAGAGGAUGAAGAGACUCAAAAAGAUCAAUAGACAGGACUCUUAAUCAGAGUCCAUUAGCCAAAAAGGAAACACACUUGACUCCUGAAAUCACAACUGUGACAAGAAGGAGUAAAUAAAGUCCAGGAGAAAAACUUGAGAGGUACAGAGUGUUGUACUGUUGUAGCAUAGCCACUAUAUUAUAACUAAAAUAAAAUGAAAGCGAUGGCUCUAGCAAGCAUUUAUAUUUCUUAUGUAAAACAAAAAAUUGUUGAAUAUAAAGUGUAUUCGCCAAGAAUAACUGCCUUAACAUUGCACUUAUAUAUGUGUUGCAUAUAUAAAAAGACUUUAUGCUUUGUGUACUGCAUUUAACUUUAAGUAAAUAUGAUC
This is a messenger RNA of Carassius carassius (crucian carp), 1540 nucleotides long. RefSeq lists its product as uncharacterized. The coding region runs from base 340 to 1182 and encodes 280 amino acids. The transcript has 7 exons. NCBI's taxonomy places the organism in Eukaryota, Metazoa, Chordata, Actinopteri, Cypriniformes, Cyprinidae. The record is from RefSeq and is a predicted model, not a curated record.